This is a messenger RNA of Amborella trichopoda, 555 nucleotides long. The record is from RefSeq and is a predicted model, not a curated record. Lineage: Eukaryota; Viridiplantae; Streptophyta; Magnoliopsida; Amborellales; Amborellaceae.
AUGCAAGACCCAGGACAACUAAGAGGCUCAAGGGAGCUAUCCUCUUCAUCAGGUCAAAGGCAAGAGUGUUGGAUCUAUGAGCAUUUUCGAGCUCUAGCCACCAAGCCUACAUUGAUCAUCAACCCAAGAAUGCCUAAGGCUUACAUGUGGAAGAAACACGCAUGCAAAAAUGUCUCAUUUGAUAUGGUGACUUGGCAAUCGUAUGAGAAGUCGCAUGAAAUUGCAGAGUACUUCAUGUGUCGAUCAUACCUCAUAAGUUUCAACAUUGCAGAGUACUAUAUGCCUAAUCGUGUGUUGCGACAAUUUGGGAAGAGGCUAAUAUUCCUGUUAUGCCACCCAAGUGGGAUUGGAGGGAGAAAGUGCCGAGAAGACAGCGGGACUGAGGGUGGAGAAGUGGAAAGUGAAAGUGAGGAGGACGAUGAUAGUGAAAGAGAAGAAGAGGAUGAUGACGGAGAAGAUGAUGAUGACAAAGAAGAGGAUAUUGAAGGUCACGAUGAUAGUGAUAGCGCGAAUGAAAAUGAGAGAAGAACAAAGAAAAAAGAUGAUCACUUUUAA